AUGGGCGAGCUCAAGGAUACACCUAUUCCCCGCGAGUUCAACUUCGGGCAAUUGCCAACGCAUGUGGAUCCCAUUGAGCGGACUGCUACGGCACACAGAACCACUCACCACCCCGCGGGGCGCGUAACGGACCACCACUUUGAUUCCUAUAUCACACUAUCCCGCGAAGGUCUUGCAUGUAUGCCCGAAGACUUCGUGGCCAUCGUUGGUGACUCGUCUUUACGAGCAAUCGAUGCUGCCGACGAACGGAUUCAUCAAAACCCUCCCAGGAUUUGCUUCACUGUUUAA
Molecule: messenger RNA, 288 nt
Organism: Penicillium verhagenii
Lineage: Eukaryota; Fungi; Ascomycota; Eurotiomycetes; Eurotiales; Aspergillaceae
Exons: 1
Coding region: 1-288 (95 amino acids)
Source: RefSeq, a predicted model, not a curated record